AUACCCCAAAAAUUUCUAGAACAAUUAAGUGUGAGCUAGGGACCUAAUUGUGAAAAAAUAAUAUUGUUGAGCCUGAUCAUAAAAGUCUCAAACUUGAGGGACUUAAAAGACGAAAGAAAUUAGGAUAAGGAUGGCUGUUUUUUUCCUUCUUUUUUUCUUCUUCAGUUCGCGUGUUGUGCUCUUCUUCUUCUCCCUUACACCAAACAAGGAAGCCCAGCCACUGACAGCAGCUCCCUUUGAGAAACCGGUAAGGAAGCUUACGUUUUCCCCUUUUUUUCUUGUUCAAGAACAAGAUUUGGAGCCUUGAAAUCUUUCCCCUCUGUAGAAAUUUCUGGAACCACUCUGCUCUGCUCCUUCCGUCUGUUGCUCUUCAUUGUGUGGGUGUGAUUUUUUCGGUUUCUGGUAAGGGGAAACAGCCAUUAAUUCCUCUUUUCUUGAAUUGGCUUGGGUUUACUCUAAUCUCUGUUGGUUCCUCCCAAUUUUUGGUAGAUCUCGAAUUUCCCCCUGCACUUCUCGCCGGCCUUCCCCAAACUGCAGCUUCGGUUUUUGCUUGCUAAAUUCUAGUAUGUGAUAGCUCCAUCUAAGUCCAAAUUACCGUUAGUUGCUAAAUUUAGUCCAGUUGAUUGUUGCUCUGUGUUGUCCGAAUUUUUGCUAAAAUGGAGGAGGAAUUCUGGUAGCAAUUAAGACAAUUUAAGCAUUAAUUCAAGUAGAAUUUAUGUGAUUGAGUGUUAAUUAGCUACUGUGAGGUUCUGGAGAAAAAUCCCGUGAAAUUAGCUAUUGUUUUGCCAAUUUCUAGAAGUUGCAAUUACUGUUCACUACGUAAUUACUGUUCAUGAGUACUAUUCAUGAGUAUUGUUCAUGGAUUUCUCUUCACGCAUUAAUGGCCAACAAUAGGAGGGUUUAAAUGUUUAGUUUAUACUGAGACUAAAAUUGAGAUGUCUGGUCGUACGAUUAUUAAUUUUAGAAUAUUUUAGUUAGGUUCUUGAUUGUUCUGUCACCCUAGCACUUGGAGUGAAUUUUCUGUGUUAUAUGACUGAGGUAAGUAAAUUAUGGUAAUGCCCUAUGGCUUCAAAGUAAAAGCAUAUUUUAAAUUGUUUUUGAGAUGGUGGCAAGGUUUAAAUUGAUUUUGUUAGCAUCGAGCAUGAUUGGUUUGAAAUGGAAUUAUUAUCAUUUUCAUUGAGUAGAGCAUGCCUACUUGGAAUUUGCUUAAUUGCCUUGAUGAUGUGAGAAUUUUUGUAAAUUAUGAUUUUCUUGUUAAAUCCAUGCCCACAUGGAAUUUUUCCGG
Messenger RNA from Rubroshorea leprosula, 1285 nucleotides. NCBI's taxonomy places the organism in Eukaryota, Viridiplantae, Streptophyta, Magnoliopsida, Malvales, Dipterocarpaceae. The record is from the annotation of a GenBank genome assembly.